Molecule: messenger RNA, 1561 nt
Organism: Passer domesticus (house sparrow)
Lineage: Eukaryota; Metazoa; Chordata; Aves; Passeriformes; Passeridae
Gene: HM13
Product: histocompatibility minor 13
Exons: 13
Coding region: 16-1239 (407 amino acids)
Biological process (GO): membrane protein proteolysis
Cellular component (GO): cytoplasmic side of endoplasmic reticulum membrane; lumenal side of endoplasmic reticulum membrane; membrane
Molecular function (GO): aspartic endopeptidase activity, intramembrane cleaving
Source: RefSeq, a predicted model, not a curated record
AGCAGCUGGGAUACCAUGGGGGAACCUGCUCAGCAUCCCGGGCCCGAUGCCAGGGAGGAUCAGCAGUGCCCUCCUCCUCCUCGGGUCGGGAGUUUCCGCUGGCUCUGUGGCCAGACCGUGGGGAACCGCUGGCUGUGGCUGGCACAGAGGGACACUGGGAUGGGCCAGCACCCUGUCCCUGUGGGAAACUACUCUCCAGAGGUGCAAAUCCCAAGUUUUGCCCUCAGAAACGGGGAGAACUCCUCGGAGAUGCCAGAGACCAUUACCAGCCGAGACGCUGCUCGCUUUCCCAUUGUUGCCAGCUGCACCCUCCUGGGGCUCUACCUCUUCUUUAAAAUAUUCUCUCAAGAGUACAUCAAUCUUCUGCUUUCCAUGUAUUUCUUUGUGCUGGGGAUCCUGGCCCUGUCCCACACUAUCAGCCCCAUGAUGAACGGAUUCUUCCCUGCAAAUUUCCCCAACAAACAGUACCAGCUGCUCUUCACCCAGGGCUCCGGGGAGAGCAAGGAGGAAAUAGUGAAUUAUGAGUUUGACACCAAGGAUCUCGUGUGCCUGGCCUUGAGCAGCAUUGUGGGGGUCUGGUACCUGCUGAGGAAGCACUGGAUUGCCAACAAUCUCUUCGGGCUGGCAUUCUCCCUCAACGGGGUGGAGCUGCUGCACCUGAACAACGUCAGCACUGGCUGCAUCUUGCUUGGGGGCCUCUUCAUCUAUGAUGUGUUCUGGGUCUUUGGCACCAACGUGAUGGUGACAGUUGCCAAAUCGUUUGAGGCCCCAAUAAAACUGGUUUUCCCUCAGGACCUGCUGGAGAAGGGGCUGGACGCCGACAACUUCGCCAUGCUGGGACUGGGCGACAUUGUCAUUCCGGGGAUCUUCAUUGCCUUGCUGCUGCGGUUUGAUAUCAGCCUGAAGAAGAACACGCACACGUAUUUCUACACCAGCUUUGUGGCCUACAUCUUUGGGCUGGGCCUCACCAUAUUCAUCAUGCACAUCUUCAAGCAUGCCCAGCCUGCGCUGCUGUACCUGGUCCCUGCCUGCAUUGGAUUCCCGCUCCUGGUGGCCUUGGCAAAGGGAGAAGUGACCGAAAUGUUCAGCUAUGAAUCCUCUGCUGAAAUCUUGCCUCACACACCAAGACUUACCCACUUCCCCACGGUGUCUGGCUCGCCGGCCAGCCUGGCUGAUUCCAUGCAGCAGAAACUGUCCUGUCCCCGCCGACGCCGGCAGCAGAGCCCCAGUGCCAUGUAGCCACUGCCACCGGGGGCCCUUGUCUGUCGCUCUGGCCAGCUACGAGGAGAGCUCAACCCCCAAGGAGGCAGCAGGGUCUUCCAAAGAAGAGCCAACAGAAGCCUCCAAGAAGGAGAAGUGACCUUGCCCGUGGGCUGUGCCCGGCGCUGCUGGGCUGGGACCCUUCAAGACCCUUUGCAAGUGACAGAUGAAACAAUUGUGCAAGAGCAUCAUGUUGUGUGUGUCGGAGCAGCCACCCAGGUGGGGUAUCGAUGUAUGCCGGUUUUUAAAUUUUGUAUUGUGCAUUUGCUUUCUCUCAUAUUAAACCAUACUGAAGGAAGGA